AUGACCACCAACGACGACAAAGGCCGUAGCACAAAAGACCCUCGCCGCGAUGAGAAAGGCUGUAGCGCCAAAGAGGGGUGCGCUUGUUUUUGCGUAUUAAUCUUCAUAUUCAUCAUCAUAAUCGUUUUUAUUUACAUGCUCAUACUCCUACCUGUCCCCUCCCCUACUUUCACCCUCAACGAUGUCAAACUAUACACCUUCAACUUAUCCACCACACUCACCUCCAACUUCCAAAUAACCAUCUCUUCCAAAAACCAAGAUUACGACACCGCUUUCCACUUCGACAGACUUAACGUUUCCGCCUCGUACAGGAGCCAACAGAUCACACUGCCAACAAUGAUUCCAAUGUCGUACCUACACGCCCCAUACGUCACCAUCUGGUCUCCGUACCUCAACGGAACUGAAGUUCCGUUGAGCCCCGAGCUUGUGGUGGCUUUGGCCCAAGACCAGACCGCGGGUACGAUGUUGAUUAAUGUUGAGGUUACGGGAAGAUUGAGUUGGAAAUUUUGUUUUUAUUCAUUUCAUUGCGGGUUGAAAGUUAAUUGUCCGGCGUAUGUUAUGUUUGGGAACAAUAAUGAUAGUAAUUACGUUGUUGGUUCGGCUGUUAAGCAUCCGUUUAGUCAUGAAGAAUGCGAUAUUGAGGUUGGAGAAGUAAAGUUUUAA
Helianthus annuus (common sunflower) is the source of this 663-nucleotide messenger RNA. RefSeq names its product NDR1/HIN1-like protein 1. Lineage: Eukaryota; Viridiplantae; Streptophyta; Magnoliopsida; Asterales; Asteraceae. Gene Ontology annotation, biological process: defense response to other organism. The coding region runs from base 1 to 663 and encodes 220 amino acids. The record is from RefSeq and is a predicted model, not a curated record. The transcript has a single exon.